GUCCAGUUGCAUUUACUCCCAACUUCCAGAGACCACAGAGAUUCAGUUUGCCAAAGCUAUGUCUGAACUCCAGAGUGAGACUAAGUACAAAGAGGCAGGGAAGAAAGGGGUAUCUAGCAGUCUUUAUUCACUGCUGCCUGAGACAUUGGAAACCCAGCAUGCUAAGGAAGCCUCCCAGAUCCUGAGCGAGAUCAAGUAUAAAGAAGAUGGAAAGAAGGAGAUUUCUUCCAGUCUUUAUUCUCUGCUGCCGGGGACAACAGAGACUGAGUUCGCUAAAGAACUCUCUGACAUCCAAAGUGAGCACAAGUACAAACAAGACAGGAAAAAGAGGAUUUCCACUAGCCUUUACUCCCUGCUUCCAGACACAACCGAGACCCAGUUUGCCAAGCAGAUGUCAGACAUGCAGAGUGAGACUAAAUACAAGGAGGCAGGGAAGAAGCAGGCGUCCAAUUCUCUGUACUCCCAGCUACCUGAAACCCUGGAGACCAAACAUGCCAAGGAGGCCUCCCAGUUACAGAGCGAGAUCAAAUAUAAAGAAGAUGGAAAAAAUAUAAUUUCCAGUUCCCUUUAUUCACAACUUCCAGAGACAUCAGAUAUGAAGUUUGCAAGAGAAGUUGCCGAUAUUCAGAGUGAGAAUAAGUACAAAGAAGAAGGCAAAAAGAGUAUUUCAAUAAGUGUUUACUCUCAACUCCCAGAGACCUCUGAGACCCAGUUUGUUAAAGCUGUGUCAGAACUCCAGAGUGAGAUGAAGUAUAAGCAGCAAGGCAAAAAGCAGGGGUCCAGUUCCUUAUACUCUCAGCUGCCAGAGACCCUGGAGACCCAACAUGCCAAGGAGGCCUCCCAAUUGCAGAGCCAGAUAAAGUACAAGGAGGGAGGAAAAAAAGACAUUUCCACAAGUCUUUAUUCUCAGCUUCCCAAGACAAUAGAGACUCAGUUUGCCAAGGAGAUCUCGGAUAUCCAGAGUGAGGCUAAGUACAAGCAGCAAGGUAAGAAGGAAGUUUGCACCACUCUGUACUCCCAACUACCUGAGACUCUGGAAACCCAACACGCCAAGGAGGCCUCCCAGUUACAGAGUGAGACUAAGUACAAGGAGGCCGGGAAGAAGCAAGUGUCCAACACUUUGUACUCCCAACUACCAGAAACUCUGGAGACCCAGCAUGCCAAAGAGGCCUCCCAGUUACAGAGUGAGGUACACACAGUGCACAUAUCCAACACAGUGUUUGGAAUAUGA
Molecule: messenger RNA, 1231 nt
Organism: Conger conger (European conger)
Lineage: Eukaryota; Metazoa; Chordata; Actinopteri; Anguilliformes; Congridae
Product: nebulette-like
Exons: 11
Coding region: 59-1231 (390 amino acids)
Biological process (GO): cardiac muscle thin filament assembly
Cellular component (GO): Z disc
Molecular function (GO): actin filament binding
Source: RefSeq, a predicted model, not a curated record